This is a messenger RNA of Paramecium octaurelia, 842 nucleotides long. Lineage: Eukaryota; Ciliophora; Oligohymenophorea; Peniculida; Parameciidae. The record is from the annotation of a GenBank genome assembly.
AUAUUCAUCAUUAAAUGACAGAAGUCAAACCUCCUAGAGAGUCUUUGGUCAAAUACGAAAAUCCCAUUGAAGUCAGCAAUGCCAAUGAUGCCUCCAGGACCUUGUAAGGCAAAAAGAAAGCACAACUCUCACCUUUGGAAUCUAAGCCUAAUACAGAAGUAAAGAGUGCGAUCAGAACUUUUAGGAUAUAUUAAAUGCGAUCCUGCCUCCAAUUGAAUGGGAUCAUGAUGGAAAACAUUAUAUUCAAUAUGUUUCACAUGUCCCAGCUACAAGGGAAGAUGUUGGAAACUUGCAAAAACUAUUGGAUGAGAGAUUGCUGGCAAGAUAGGCUAGGUAGUUAUGGGUUUUAUUAAAUAAUUUUAGAGAGACUGGAAUCUGUCCCAUAAGGGAAGAGUUAUUAAGUUAAUGUUUCGAUGAGAUUAUAAGACAAGUUACAAUUGAUUGUCCAGAGAGAGGUAUUUAUAAUUCCAUCUAACAUAGGAUUAUUAUUAAUGAGAGUGAGGGAUGAGUUGAAAAUGACUAUUGCAGCAUAUUAAACAUUGUACAAUUCCUCUGUUACAUUUGGAAUGAGAAAAUAAUUGUAAGCAGAGAUGGGCAAAAGUGAAUUAGAAGAAAAGAUAGUUUAAUUAGAGUAGAGGAAAUAGAAGUUGGAAGAAAAGGUAUCAAUGUGCAUUAAUAUUCAGAGGAUUGAUUUGCUUAAUAAAAAGGAUUCUUUGGAUAAGAAAAUUAAAGAAAGAAAUUAGAUUGAGGAAUAAAAGAGAAAAUAAGAAAUCGAAUUUCUCAAAUAUUAAGGGUAACAUUUAGAAGCCUUCUUAAAGUCAGUUUAACCUGAGUUGAAGUGA